CUGCGGUGGUGGCCGAAUCUUCCAACGAGUGGUCUUUUAAAUGUGGCGUUUUCCUGUGUUUUAGGAGUCCACUGUCUUUUGACGAAAAUAAGCCUUUUCAAUUGUUUGGAAUUUCAGCGGCGUCUCUUCCCCGAAAUCUACGAUUUCUACCCUCCUACUUGGUUUCUUCCGCAUCAGUUCGACGAAUGGGCCUCCCAGGCUGCUGAACACACCCCUGGGACAAUGACGUACAUAGUGAAGCCCAGUGGCGGCGCACAGGGCAGGGGCAUCUACCUCGUGCAAUCACCAAAAGAAUACUGUCUGGAACAGGCGGCGUCCCGCGGAAACGGCGCACACCACAGCGCCCACUCUGUCGCAGACCCCUCAGUGUGCCUCAUGGCGGAUUCCAUGGGCUUCCUGCCAGCCCGCCAUGUGGUCCAGCAGUACGAGCACCAGCCGGUGUUGGUGGGCGGUUACAAAGCGGAUCUGCGAAUCUAUGUGGUGGUGGAGUCGAUUCAACCACUUCGGAUCCACGUCUACAGAGAUGGGCUUGUUAGACUUGCAAGCCAACGGUACCAGCCCCCAGACCCCUCUAACAUGAAAAAUAGUAAAAUGCACUUGACCAAUUAUUCCAUCAACAAGUUCCCCGAUAUCUCAAAGUCAGCUGAGGCACAGCAUUCCGUGUGUACAGAUACCGAAGAGAUUGGAGAUGCCACACGCAUCCCUCAGGAGCCCUACGCUCCGGAACUCAACGACGGCGGCAACACGAACUCAUCGGCCUUGAACCCCUCCGCCGGCCCGAACACGGUGGCAUGGCAGUGCAAACGCCGGCUCCACCAUUUUCUCAACCCUCGAGCCAGCAUUAGACGCGCUUUGGGCAACUGGAAACUCAGUCCGGCAACGUUUUGGCCCAAAGUGGACGAACUCGUUCGAAACACGAUAUUUGCCCUCGUGCCGCACUUGCGUGUCGCCUAUUGGGCGGAGUGCCAAGCCAAUGCAGGCGACAGUGCCAAUGCAGGCAAGGCGAAUUCCAACAAGGAGCUACCUCAAUGCUUCCAGAUUUUCGGCUUUGACCUGCUUCUGGUAGAGCCCGAUUUUCGUCCGGUCUUGCUGGAAGUGAACAGCAGCCCAAGUCUGCGAAUCGACUGCAUGCGUCCGCUGGUCCGCUACGCCAGCGUCGCCACCCGCCAGGGCCUCUCGCCCUCCAUCGUCGUCAAUUCGCCCAAGUACUCAGCAUUCUACCGAUCCCGGGUCGACGAAGUGGUGAAAUUGGGUCUUCUCAAGGCCACGCUUCUGCUCAUGGGUAGCCGCAUCAUCCACCAGCGGCUGAGUCGCCACGCUCCCGAAAAGGCCGAGGCUUUUCUGGCCACAUGCGGCUACAAACUGCCAAAUAUAAUGCGGGAAGAUGAUAAACAGUCGAAGAAAUCACCUACAUUUGAUGUGUUAGUUGACUUUCGCUUUGUCCGCCCUCGACGCAGGAGCAACUGGAUUUGCGAUCAGAUCUCCCAGAUCUACUGUAGCCCACCACCUCGAGAGAACAACAACGGUUCACGGAACUCUGCUGUGCGGAAGAAGCCCGAAGCUAACGCGGCUCAGGCGGUAGUCCCCACACCGAAGAUAACGGAAUCAGUCAGUAACAUCGCAUCACUCGCAGCACCUGUCUGGCCGCCCUUAAGACGUCCUUCAAUCCACACGGCCUAUGGAAGACGAAGACUAAUUGAAAAAUUGAGCGAAUUCUUCAUGACACAGAGGUUGUCACAGUCGUCCAGAAACGCUUUUUCUCUCAGGCAAGCAAGAAACAGACUCCACUGUGUCUACGCAGAAGACGGCAUCUACCCUGUUAAUGCAGGAGUCUUCACGGACAACGACAAUGCAGUUACCUGCCGUGAGGAAGACAACAAAGAGAGGAAUCCAGCAGGAGACCAAAGGGAUGAUGAAGGUGAUACAAACGGGAUUCCAGAAGUCGCCACAACUGGGUUAAGCAUGAUCGAAGGCGAAAAACCAAAGCCGCUCGAGAUGCCCUACCGCCAGGGGCUGCGUGAGUACCCGCUGCCGAAUCCACCCCCGGAGAGCUCUGUGACGCACCUUAGGGCGGUGGAUCGUCUGGCUGAGAUCUUCAUCAGCAUCCUCUCGGAGCGGCAUGGCUCCGCGGACGCCACACACAAGUCAUCCCAAACUGCCAACGAAGUUUCGAAUCAAAAAGACGACCAUACCCCAUCCCCAGCAACUCUUCGCAGCCACGAGAGGCGUUCGCACUCCACUCCCCACAAUCCCUCAGCUGUUCACACAGACGCAAAUGGAAAACCAUCGACAUCUCACCAGUACAUAGUUAAUGGCAGUAAUGGAUGUAAUCCGGCUGUCGAUAUGCCGAUUCCUCGAAUGAAUGCUGCAGCAUUUCGGACAUUCCUUCAGAGAUGCAAACUCAAGUCCCUUGGAAUUUCCACUCAGGAGAUGGAUCUACUCUAUGUGAAACACAGGCUCUAUUGGCACCGGGUGUUUGAGCCAGAAUUCCCUGAUGCAGAUAAUGGUAAGAUUACCAACUCACAUCGUCGCAGAUUCCUCCCCACCAGAUAA
Messenger RNA from Mesocestoides corti, 2553 nucleotides. NCBI's taxonomy places the organism in Eukaryota, Metazoa, Platyhelminthes, Cestoda, Cyclophyllidea, Mesocestoididae. The record is from the annotation of a GenBank genome assembly.